This is a messenger RNA of Gallus gallus (chicken), 735 nucleotides long. It is a transcript of the gene TRNP1, whose product is annotated as TMF1-regulated nuclear protein 1. Gene Ontology annotation, cellular component: nucleus. Gene Ontology annotation, molecular function: DNA binding. Gene Ontology annotation, biological process: regulation of cell population proliferation. Bases 1 to 654 code for a protein of 217 amino acids. The record is from RefSeq and is a predicted model, not a curated record. The transcript has a single exon. Lineage: Eukaryota; Metazoa; Chordata; Aves; Galliformes; Phasianidae.
AUGCCGGCACCGCCCCACCCCUCCCCGCUGUGUGUGCCGCCCCCCCGGGGCCGCGCCGUGCAGCCUCGCCCCGCCCCGCCGCUAUACCCGCACCGCAGCGCUCCCUCCUCCCGUCCCCUCCCCAUGGCGACGGCGGACGCGGCAGCCCCGACCCCGGCAGGCGAGCAGCGCCCGGAGCGCUCCGACAGCAGCAGCGGCACGGCGGCGGGCGGAGGAGCGGCGGCAGCAUCGGCGGCAGGACGAGCAGCAGCGUCAGGAGGAGGAGGAGGAGGCGGCGGCAGCUCGCUGGAGCUGGCGGCGGCGCGGCGGCGCCUGGUGGCUGCGGAGUGCCGGCGGAGGGCUGCGGCGGAGCUGGAGGGCCGCGUGGUGCAGGUGCACUGCGCGCUGCGGCACGCCGAGCUGCGCCUGGCCGCCCGCGCAGAGGCGCUGAGCCGGCUGGGGAGCGGCGUGGCUCAGGCUCAGCUGGCGCUGGCGGCGCAGGGGCAGCGUCUGCAGAAGGGGCUCCGCCGCCGCCCCCGCCCCCGGCCCGGUGCUCUGCUGGCCGCGGCCCGAGCGCUCCGAAGCUGCGUGCCCUGGGCGGCGGGGAGAGCGCGGCGUUCCUCCGUGCACACCCCCAGCAGGAGGCUGCCCGCUGCCCCGCGCAGCCCCGCUUAGGAAGAGGGGCGGCGGGGGGAGUUCUGCGCUGCUCCGGGCUUCGCGGGAACGCUGUGGGUUGGGGGACCCAGCGGGGGCUGA